AUGCCUUUCCAAAGGCCCUUCAAUGACCUAGCGACAUCUGCCCAGGAUAACGAGCCUCAAUUAGAUGCCUUCGGGCCUCCCUCAAGCCCGUUAGCUUUGUUCCGUCCUAAGAAGGAUGGAAUCCGAGUGGGACAGCGCAGCCUGGAGACGAACCGUGGUCUUUACAACGAUGAGACUUCACCCCAGGAAGUGAUCCCUCAAGCGAGCCCCGAGGCUUUCUCUGGCAAUAGGCAACGUCGAAAUCAGUUUAGCAACAUCACACCCUCUGUGCGGGGAAUAGUUCUUGUAUCAGUGAAUAACCUACCGGAGAACUACCGCACGAUGUUUCCCUUCCCACUUUUCAAUGCCAUUCAAUCCAAAUCCUUCCACUCCGUCUACAACAGCAAUGACAACAUCGUUCUGUCCGCGCCAACCGGCAGCGGCAAGACAGUGGUGAUGGAAUUGGCUAUAUGCAGACUUCUGAAUACUCUCAAAGACGAGCGCUUCAAAGUAGUCUACCAAGCACCCACUAAGUCUCUCUGCAGCGAGCGGUUCCGAGAUUGGCACUCCAAGUUCUCCAGCUUGAACCUCAAAUGCGCAGAACUGACCGGGGAUACAGACCACAUGCAGCUGCGCAAUGUCCAGAGUAGCCAGAUUAUCAUUACGACGCCCGAGAAGUGGGAUAGCAUGACUCGGAAGUGGAAAGAUCAUAAGAAGCUGAUGCAGCUCGUGAAGCUCUUUCUCAUUGACGAGGUACAUAUUCUGAAGGAAAAGCGUGGAGCUACGCUUGAGGCUGUGGUUUCUCGGAUGAAGAAUAUCGGAUCGAAUGUGAGAUUUGUGGCUCUGAGUGCUACUGUUCCCAACUCCGAGGACAUUGCUACCUGGCUUGGGAAGGAUGCGACAAACCAACCUUUUCCUGCGCAUCGCGAGCAUUUUGGCGAGGAGUUUCGUCCUGUCGUGUUGAAGAAGUUUGUCUAUGGAUUUACGUCUAGCCUGAAUGACUUUGCGUUUGAUAAAGUCUGUGGUUCAAAGUAUGUGGCCUUUUAUGAAGUUCUUGGAUGCCCUUUUGCUACCGCCUUCUCUAUUUUUGAGUUUUUCGUUUGGUAUUCUGACCAUUGCUUUGAAAGGUUACCCGAGGUGAUCGGAAUGCAUUCCUGCAAGAAGCCCAUCUUGAUUUUCUGUUGCACACGGAAUUCAUCGCUCGCGACGGCGAAAGAACUAGCUCGGCUCUUCACAUUGACGAAUCCGCCCGCCAGGCUUUGGAAGGAACCCAAGAAGCGCCUCGAAGCCCAUAACGAGGAUCUUAAAACAACACUUCCUGCUGGUGUAGCGUUCCACCAUGCUGGUUUGGGCCCCGCUGAUCGCCACGCAGUUGAGACAGGGUUUAGAGAGGGGAAUAUCUACGUCAUAUGCUGCACGUCAACACUUGCAGUUGGGAUAAACCUACCUUGUCACCUCGUCAUAAUCAAAAACACCGUCAGUUGGCAAGAUGGAGGCUGCAAGGAGUACUCGGAUUUGGAGAUGAUGCAGAUGCUCGGGCGCGCGGGCCGGCCUCAAUUCGACGACAGCGCAACAGCAGUCAUUCUCACCAGGAAGGAGCGUGUGGCUCACUACGAGAAACUUGUUCAGGGGUCAGAGAGUCUGGAGAGCUGCUUGCAUUUGAAUCUGAUCGAUCAUCUAAAUGCCGAGAUCGGUCUGGGGAAUAUCUCGGACGUGGAAACGGCUGUCAACUGGCUUGCAGGGACAUUUUUGUUUGUAAGACUGCGUCGGAAUCCGACGCAUUACAAGCUCAAAGAAGGGGCAAGCCAAGAAGAUGAGGAUCAGUUGCUUCGCCACAUCUGUGAGAAGGACAUAGAUCUCCUUCAAAAAUGUGGUUUGAUUGAAGCCGAGAGACUACGUUCAACCCAAUUUGGCGAAGCCAUGGCUCGGUACUACGUCCGGUUUGAGACUAUGAAAGUUCUAUUGUCACUGAAGCCAAAAGCAUCUCUGUCCGAAAUCCUUAACGUUGUCGCACAAGGCGAAGAGUUCCACGAGAUUCGCCUCAAAGCCGGCGAGAAAUCACUCUACCGAGAGAUCAAUCGUGACGCAGGGAUUCGUUUUCCUAUCAAGGUCGACCUAGCCCUUCCAGCUCACAAAAUCUCACUACUCCUCCAAUCAGAGCUGGGGGCUGUUGAAUACCCUAACAAUGACGCUCUCCAAAAGCAUAAAUUCACAUUCCAACAAGACAAAAGCCUAGUCUUCGCGCAUGUUAACCGACUAAUCCGUUGCCUGAUUGACUGUGAAAUUGCCCGCGGCGACUCAAUCGCGAUCCGCAAUGCCCUUGAACUCGCUCGGAGCUUCGGAGCAAAGGUUUGGGACCACUCGCCUCUUCAAAUGAAGCAGAUCGAGCAAGUGGGCAUUGUUGCAGUUCGGAAGUUGGCUGCUGCUGGGAUUACCAGUAUUGAAGGGUUGGAAUGUGCUGAGGCUCAUCAGAUUGAGAUGGUUCUUAGCAAGAAUCCGCCUUUCGGGUCGAAGUUGCUUUCAAGAUUGAAGGAAUUCCCAAAAUUGAGGGUUUCUCUGAAGAUGCUUGGAAAGGAAGUGAAAGUUGACUGCGUCAUUGUCCGAUUCAAGGCUGAAGUUGCGUUCAUGAACGACAAGAUCCCGACGUUCUUCCAACAUCGCCCGAUUUAUGUUUCUUGCUUGAUAGAGAGGUCUGAUGGAUACAUGAUCGAUUUCAGACGCACAAGCGCGAGCAAGCUCCAAGAGAAAUUGGAAAUUGAACUUACCGCAGGCUUGACCAGUGUGGAGCAUCUUAUUGUCUGCCAUGUUAUGUGUGAUGAAAUUGCUGGGACAUCCCGACAAGCUGAGCUCAGACAUGACCUGCCAUCUAGCCUCUUUGAUACUGUGCGAGAUAAGAAUACCAGUACCCAGAAUAUGGAAAUUUCGAACCUACUAUCUCGUCCCCCCAAGGGGAAUGUGAAUUCCAAAGACGAAGAAAAACCUAAGACCGAUGUGUCUCGUCCCCACGAACGAGAUAUGACUAGUAACAAGACUAAGGCUCGGUGGGACGUGGAUGAUUUUGAUGGCGAUGACUUGCAACUCGAUGAUUUCCUCAUUACGAAUGAACGUCUUGGCAAAGCCACGACAUCUACAAGGCCAAAACCUCGCGAGUUUGAUGAUGUAGAUUGGUUUUCAAUUAAUUCAACUCCGCCGAGUCCAGCUAGGGCAGCGCAGAAGAUCUCAAACGCCCGAGAAAGUGACUGGACGGUGGAUAUGGAUGCGCCUGCGAAUGAAUACGAGCCUGUUAGACUUGCAAAUGGCAAAUGGGCAUGCAACCACAAAUGCAAAGACAAAACAAGUUGCAAACAUUUCUGCUGCCGUGAGGGUUUGGAAAAACCCCCGAAGCCACCGAAGCGGACCAUCCCCGCGAAUCAAAAGGAAGCCGGUCUCAAUCAACUGACUAUCUCCACCAGCAUCACAAAGCCAACCCCAACCGCUAAAUCAAUUAUGGAAAAGCAAGGGGUCAAACACUGUGCCACGGGGCCAAAGAAUGACGACCAUGCUUCUAAGGCGAAGAAGAUAUCAACAUCGCAAGCAACAAAGAACAUUGCAAGUUGUGAGAAGUCUGUCCUUUUGGAGAGGGACAAGAACCUUUCUUUUUGUAAGAGAAAGUGGGAAAAGAGUCCGGCGAACCCCCUCUCCAGUGAUUAUGGUGAUGAAACCUUCGACGAUCUACCAUUACCAUCUUGUCUUCUCAGAAAUAGGGGAUCAGGGCUUGCAACUUCAGUUUUUCCAGUGAUGGAAGAUCAGGCGAAGAGCAAGCCCACGGAUUAUCCGAUCGUUGAAACGAAGAACAUAGACCCCGAGCCUUCUCCCUCUGCUUCACGGUCAGGCCAACCUCAAAACAACCAAACGAAGCCAUCAUCCCACACACCUCAACACGAGAUAAUCGAGAUUCCGGACGACACACCGCCAUACUCAGCGGGAUCUCCAAAGACAACUAACAAAGAGUCUCCUGUCAAGAAGAGCACACUCUCACUCUCACUAAGAGCAGACUCACCUCCCAACCUGAAACGGAAGGCAAGUCAAGACGAAACUGGAACGGAAAAUUCAAAGCGGGCGAAGCAAAGUCCCUGUGUUUCUGCUUUACAGUUUCAUGGUUCAAACAUUUCGAAUGAUGAAAACCCACUAAAUCCAGAUCAGCCUGCGUCUUCUGUCUCUCCUGUGUUUCUCGAUUCUCCGGUUGCUGUUUCUCCUCUGAUCGGUGGUCGGAUGGAUUUGACUGCAUCAUGGCCUAAUAAUGAUGGCAUUGAUCUGCUUGAUGAGUUCAAAGAUAUUAUUCAACUUCUUUGA
This is a messenger RNA of Penicillium digitatum Pd1, 4311 nucleotides long. NCBI's taxonomy places the organism in Eukaryota, Fungi, Ascomycota, Eurotiomycetes, Eurotiales, Aspergillaceae. The record is from RefSeq and is a predicted model, not a curated record.